UUUGCGCCAACUCCAUGGUGAGGCUGAAGGAAGCAGUAUCAGGGAUGAUGCUUAGCAAGCUAGCGUUUCUUCACAACAACAAUAACCAUUUAGCUUUCUACAGUUUCGGCACUGUUUUUACCCGUAUACAAGGACAGUACUUCAUCUAUUUGCAAGUAUAUGUCAGGUAUGUGAGAUACUGUGUUAUUUUAUAGCCGUAUUUAAUAUGGAAGGGAACAGAUAUGCCUCUGCCUCUAUAAACAGCAUCAUAGCUAACGUUAGCUUCAACCACCGGCGUAGGGACAAGCACCAUCAUGUACAAAGCUAGGCCUCAGUAGUAAGUCCAAAAGCCAAAUAUCUGUGGUAUUGUACCUUAUCUUUUCUCCAAUUUGGCAACAAGAGAAGUACUGUUUUAUAUUUUUGCAUUACACAGUUGGGACAACGAAGCAGAAGGGAAACUAUUAAGGACAACCAUGCUAACGUUAGCUAGCUAAGCCAAGGAUUUCAUGAAGAAAGGACUUCGUAUUUGAUCUUAACUGAAGGGAGGCGUUGGAUCUUCAUGGGAACAACCGUGUGUUCUCCAUUUAACUAACAAUUAGCAAACUAACCAGUAGGAACUUGUUUAUUUUUUUCACGACAGCGUUGUUUGGGAAUAAUCUGCUGACAGUGAGGAUAUCGCCUCUUGUCAAACAUUGUUUGAAGUAUUCGUUAAACAGAGCUGCUUGUUUGCUCACUUCGGCUGUGUUUGAAUGUGGGAUAAAAUGGAGACCCCAACGAUUGUCUACGAUCUUGACACUUCUGGUGGUCUUAUGCAGCAAAUACAAGCAUUGCUCGCGCCUCCCAAGUCUGAAGAUGGAGAAAAAAGAGGUCGGAAACCAGAUAAAAACGCACGGAGAGCGGGGAGAGCGACGAAUCACGACACCUGUGACAGUUGCAGAGAGGGAGGCGACCUCCUCUGUUGUGAUCAUUGUCCCGCAGCCUUUCAUCUACAGUGCUGCAACCCACCCCUGAGUAAGGAGAUGCUGCCCCCUGGAGACUGGAUGUGUCAUCGUUGCAUGGUGCGUAGGAAGAAGCGGGAGCUAAAGAAGGAGCAGAUAAAUGGUCUGCUGGACCGCCAGCUGUCUAAGCAGUCUCCCUCUCCUGCAGCAGAGUUAGAGCUGACCCCAGGCACCCUGAGGCUGGACCCCACGGCUGCAGUAGGAGGCACCACAGGCCUGAGAGCUGCAGCUGUGGCCCAGGUCCGUCUCCUGGAGAGGAGGCCCAGCAGUAGACCCAACACCCCAACCUCCACCGCCUCCACAGACACCGCCACGCCCUCGGAGCAGAACGACAUGGAUGAUGACAUGCUAGACGUAGAGGACGACUCGCAGGGCUCAGAGCCCGAGAGCUCCACCCCACACCUCAAGAGGCCCUUUGAUCUUCUGAUAGCAGCAGCCAUGGAGAGGAACCCCACGCAGUUCCAGCUUCCCAAUGAGCUCACCUGCACAACUGCACUUCCAGGAACCAGUAAAAAAAGGAGGAGAGAUGAGAUGACUGGGAAGAAUGUGAAGCGACUGCAGCAUGAGCUGGACCACAAUGGGCUGGUCCCACUACCGGUGAAGGUCUGCUAUCCCUGUGGCAGGAGCUGCAGGUUGGCACCAUUAAUCCAGUGUGACUAUUGCCCCCUCCUGUUCCACAUGGACUGUCUGGACCCCCCUCUUACUGCCAUGCCUGUGGGCAAGUGGAUGUGUCCCAAUCACAUAGAACACAUGGUGCUGAAGCAGAGGAGCCUGCCGUUGAGCGGUCGCUGCCAACUGUUUGACCAGUUUCAGGACAGGAUGUCCCAGCAUGCCGUCAAGGUGGACUUCCUGCAGCGGGUGCAUCGUCUCAACACCCCCGUCCGCCGAGGAACCCACACACAGCUGAAGAAAACCCUCAAGGUCCCUGAUUCUAUAAAGUCCCAGUACAAGUGUCCCCCGGCCAUGAUUGCCCCGGCAGGGAUCCGCAACGGGGAGCUGAUCUGUAACAGCAGUUCAGAACCCCCUCAGCAGCACUUUACACCCUCUCAGCACUUAACCAGUGAAGAUGAGCAACAGGAGUGGCUCAGAGAUGUCAUCACACUCCAGUGCAGCAUAGUGAGACAUCUGUCAGCCAAGCAGAAGCUGUCGUCCGAAUGGGACUCUGGGAAAAUGGACAAGGCUGACAUCAAACCCUGUGUCACAGCAGAGGAGGGAAGUGCUGUAUGCACUUCUAACCGGACAGAGUCGCCAGCCUCCAAGCCUAAAGCUGACAGUGCAGCAGUUUGCCCCCAGGGGGUGCCUGCACUCAAGGAAGGGAAGUGUAGCAUGUGUACAGAGAAGCCUUGUCACAACUGUGGGCCCAGUAAUGUUAACGGUCCCCUGGAGGAGCAGCUGUCUUGGACCAAUGGGAGUCCAGAGGCCUGCAGACAGGACAACCUCCACAAGCUGAGAGACCCCUCAGGUCCUGAUAGGCCUGUUCCUCAGACACCAGCAACUUCCAGCCCGGAGUUAACCAACCACACUGGUAAAGCUGUGGUCAAGACCGAGAACACCCUCUUAAGACCCUGUGAAGGGACGGCCUCCUCAUCCACCUGCCCCUUCAAACCAGACCUCAGAGGCCCCUCUCCACCUCACAGACCCUCCCCAGGCACACAGGGCCCUGCUCUAACCAGUAGCAGCAGCACCGUGGGGUCCUGUGCCCUCACUCCACCCAGAGCACCAUACCAGAUCAAGGGGGUGACCAAGCUGGGCUCCACCCCACCAGCAGAUGGGAAAGUCAGUCGUGAUGCUGUGACCACCAGGAUUGGUUCUCUGCUCCCCUGCUCUUUCUCUAUGGGAGACCUGUCCAGCCGUCUGAAGGCUGUGGCAGACUGCCAUGGUGAGAUUCAGAUGAGUAGUCUGGAUGAGAAGUUCAUUGAACUCCUGGCCUGGCAGAGGAUCCAGCAGCUGUUUGGGCCUAAAGCCCCUUCCCCUCCACAGAGCAGCUGUAUCAGCCUACCUCCUGUUCCACAACCCCAGCCUACAGAAGCACAAAACAAGGAUAUCCAGGCAAGGGCUGUGUUUUAUCCUUUGACUGGGAAAGGAGGAGCUGUCCGUAUGUGCUACAGAAGCCUGUACAUAGGAACUGGUGCUGACAUGGACGUGUGCCUUACAAACUAUGGUCAUUGUAAUUACGUUUCAGGAAAACAUGCCUGCAUCUUCUAUGAUGAGAACACCAAGCAGUAUGAGCUCCUCAACUACAGUGAACAUGGGACAACGGUGGACAAUGUGCUGUACUCCUGUGACUUCUCUGAGAAGACUGGGCCCAGCCCCUCCAGCAGCCUGGUCUCCAAAGUGCAGAACAUUAUCAAGCGCUGCAAGAGGAGGAAGCAGGAAGAGGAAGGGGCAGGGGAGCCCAUGGUGCUAGAGGAGGGGGUGAUGAGUCAGUGUCAGGUGACUCCUUCUAGCCCCUGCUGCGACUGCAAGGCCAGCAGCUCCAGUCUGAUCGGGGGCAGUGGGGCAGGCUGGGAGGGCACUGCCCUGCUCCACCACGGCAGCUUCGUCAAGCUGGGCUGCAUGCAGUUUGUCUUCAGUAUUACAGAGUUUGCCUGCAAGCAGCCCAAAAAGGAAACCCUUAACAACCCAACUACCACCACUGCCACCCCCCAGUGCCAGGAGGGAACAGAACCCUCUGACAAGCACACGUCCACCUCCCAGCUCCACCAAGUGCCAGUGCUGCACCCUAACCCUGUCCCCUAGCCCAAUCAUGUCCCCUCAGCAAGAAGAACCAGCCUCAGCAGCUAUACUUGUAUACUGCAUCAAAAAGAGAGCUUUUUUGAUGUUCAUACAUUUGCAUGAAAUGAAGUAUUUUUCAGUCUCAGAUUUUGUGGGCAAGUUGCACAUACAAUUUGUAUUGUUAUUUUUUGUAACUGGACAAUUUUCUGAAAGAUUUUGAAUUGGCUUUGAAAAAGGGGCUGGUUUAUUGUUGACAUUAUGUGAAGAAAUGAAAACAUCACCAGGUUUCCAGCAUACUUGUAAAGAACUCCAAUCAUUCUAUUUUUGCCAGUAAUGAUGGCAUAAACUUUUUUUUUUCUUUUUUCUGAAAAUGCAACUUUAUUUACUUUUUAUAAGUUUAGUCUGUGUACUGUAUCUGAAAAAGUAGUUGUGUUCAGAUGUUUUUUUUGCUACUAUUGCACUACAGUAGCACUAUAUUCAAACAUGUGUACACAUCCAUGCUUAUACAUACAUGUUGUAUACAUUGUUGUGUGUGUUGAAAUACACACAAAAUAUACAUGAUUAAGAAUAAUUUUAACAUAGAACAAGGGAAGCAUAGGAUUCUGUAUGCAAUCUUCAAUUAUGGCCAUUUUGGCUUUAUAAUCUUUCCAGUGCUUCAUGUGAAUUUUGUGCCGUACUUUUCAAAAGUUUUAGUCCAGUUUCUUUUCAAUAGUGUCUGUUUUUAGAAAUAAUUCAUCUGAACUUUGUCAUGUACUCUGUAAAUACAAAGCAACUUUGACUUGGUUUCUUGUCUGUCAUAGUCACUGUAAAUACCUAAAGAUUUUUAAGUGUCAGUUAACA
Molecule: messenger RNA, 4532 nt
Organism: Salvelinus fontinalis (brook trout)
Lineage: Eukaryota; Metazoa; Chordata; Actinopteri; Salmoniformes; Salmonidae
Product: PHD finger protein 12-like
Exons: 13
Coding region: 729-3716 (995 amino acids)
Biological process (GO): negative regulation of transcription by RNA polymerase II
Cellular component (GO): Sin3-type complex; nucleus
Molecular function (GO): protein binding; transcription corepressor activity
Source: RefSeq, a predicted model, not a curated record